Planococcus citri (citrus mealybug) is the source of this 3653-nucleotide messenger RNA. RefSeq names its product multidrug resistance-associated protein 1-like. The record is from RefSeq and is a predicted model, not a curated record. Gene Ontology annotation, biological process: transmembrane transport. Lineage: Eukaryota; Metazoa; Arthropoda; Insecta; Hemiptera; Pseudococcidae. Gene Ontology annotation, cellular component: membrane. Gene Ontology annotation, molecular function: ATP hydrolysis activity; ABC-type transporter activity; ATP binding. Bases 45 to 3386 code for a protein of 1113 amino acids. The transcript has 22 exons.
UACGCAUAUCAAAUGGUGCUCGUCGAAAGUUUACUACAGGUGAAAUGGUGAACUUGAUAUCAGUAGAUGCUGGUCGAUUUGUUGAUCUAUUAUCGUUCUCGUAUUUAUUCAUUUCGACUCCACUGCAAAUCGUGUUGUCGAUAUAUUUUUUGUGGCAAAUUUUAGGUCCCAGUGUAUUAGCCAGUUUAUUCGUCAUGGUUAUUUCAAUUCUUAUCAACAGCUGCAUCGGUUCCCGGAUAAAGUCAUUGCAGUAUGAACAAAUGAAGAAAAAGGACGAUCGAAUUAAAUUAAUGAACCAAAUACUCUCUGGAAUCAAAGUUUUGAAGUUAUACGCAUGGGAACCUAGUUUUGAAAAACUAGUCUUAUCAAUUCGAAAUGACGAGGUUGAUUUAUUGAAGAAACAAGCGUAUUUAACCGGCAUAGGAACCUUCAUUUGGGACACCGCAUCGUUUCUGGUUUACGUCGUUACUUUCGCCGCGUACGUAUUAUCUAACGAAAAAAACGUACUAAAUGCAAAAAUUGUUUUCGUGUCUUUGGCGUUAUUCAAUAUUUUAAAAAUACCAUUUUUAACGAUAUCGCCAAUGAUGACAAAUUUGGUUCAGAGUAGUGUUUCAAUUAAACGAAUUAAUAAAUUUUUAAAUUGCGAAGAUUUGAGCCCUAAUGUUGUAACGCAUGAUGACAGAGCUGAAGCUCUGGUCAUCGAACAUGGAUCAUUUUCAUGGGUAGGAAGUGAAGCAUUAGCUGUUCUACAAAACAUAAAUGUGAAAAUUAAUCAAGGAGCUUUGGUAGCUAUCGUUGGACCAGUUGGUUCCGGUAAAAGCUCGUUACUCUCUGCAUUUCUCGGUGAAAUGUAUAAAUUAUCUGGAGUUGUAAAUACCAGGGGUACGAUAGCUUAUGUACCUCAGGAAGCCUGGAUUCAGAAUACCACUGUAAAAGAUAACAUUACUUUCGGCGAAGCUGUCAAAGGCAGUUAUUACGACAGGGUGCUGGAAGCUUGUGCUUUGAAACCAGAUUUGGAAACAUUUCCUGGCGGCCAUUUAACAGAAAUUGGAGUCAAGGGAAUAAAUUUGAGCGGUGGUCAGAAGCAAAGACUCAGUUUGGCCAGAGCGGUGUAUUAUGGAGCUGACGUGUAUCUUUUAGAUGAUCCUUUGAGUGCAGUAGAUUCGCAAGUUGGUAAACAUGUAUUCGAACGAGUGAUUGGUCCGAAUGGAUUACUGAAAAAUAAAACUCGUGUCUUGGUAACUCACAGCGUCACACAUUUGUCCAAAGUUGACUUCAUCGUCGUAAUUAAAGAUGGCACUAUUUCUGAAUGCGGCACGUUCCAGGAAUUACUUGACAGUAAAGGGGAUUUCUCCGAGCUCUUGGUUACUUGUUUAGAAGAUAAUUUGGAAUCCAAUGUAGAAGAUUUAGGCGAAUUGAAAGAUAUUUUGGUGAAGAAAAAAGUAUCCUACGAAAAAUAUGCUGAACAAAAAUUGACCCAUUGUGAAACUGAUUUUGCAGCAUUUGAAAAUAAACGAAAAUCGGUCAGGUCCACGAAUUUCGGUAUCGAAGCAUCUGUAAGAAAAUGUUCAAGUAAACAAGGCAACGAGAUCAUUUCAGCUGGGCAGAAGUUAAUCGAAGUUGAACACACCGAAACAGGAAAUUCGAGUUGGGAUGUUUACGCCUAUUACAUACGUGCCACUGGAUAUCUCAUGACUUUUGGCAUAAUAAUCGUCAACUGUACUCUGCAAAUAUUAUCGUUCGCUUCGAGUAUGUGGUUGACUAAGUGGACCGAUGAUGCAAACGUCACUACUCCAGAAGGAACUCAAAAUAUUACUAAAACGGAUUUUUAUCUUUCGGUUUAUAUUUCAUUGGGAUUUACUAAAAGUGUUAUGGUAUUUCUGUCAGAUAUUGCUAUUCGAGUCGGUUGUUGCAUUAGUGCCAAAGUUCUGCAUAACUUAUUGUUACGCAAUAUCUUUCAUUUACCACUUUCAUUCAUGGACGUAACACCUGGUGGUCGUAUUUUAUCCAGAUUUUCCGGCGAUAUUGAUGUAGUAGAUUAUUCAUUUCCCGACCUGAUCACUGGAGUGUAUUUUUGCAUCGGCGAUGUCUUAUGCAACCUAUUCAUCAUCAGCUGCUGUACGCCAAUUUUUGUCACUGUGAUUUUACCUAUCACUGUACUUUAUUGUUUCGUUCAACGAUUCUAUGUAGCUGCGUCGAGACAGCUGAAACGGUUAGAAUCAAUAUCACGAUCCCCUCUGUAUUCGCAUUUCGUUGAAACUGUCGUUGGUGCGCAAUCGAUUCGAGCUUAUGGGCUCAAUGAAAAAUUCAUCAAGCAGUCGGAAGAAAAAGUGGACCAUAAUGACAAAAGUUACUACUUAAAUAUUAUUUCAAAUAGAUGGCUUUCAAUUCGUUCAGAAACUAUUAGCAAUCUUGUUAUAUUUUUCGCUGCUUUGUUUUCUGUGCUUGAAAGAGAUACUAUUAGUCCUGGAAUUGUCGGUUUAUCCGUGGGAUACACUCUUCAAAUUACUCUGACACUCAGUUGGUCAAUAUAUAAAAUUUCAAAUAUGGAAACAAGCAUAGUCUCAGUCGAAAGGAUCAAAGAAUACAGCGAAAAACCUCAAGAAGCUGCUUGGAAAAGAGCUAAUGAAUCUAUACCAAAAAAUUGGCCCUCAAGAGGUGAUAUAGACUUUCAAGAUUUCAAAGUCAGAUACCGAAAAGGUUUGGAAUUGGCCUUGAAAGGUAUUACUUUCUCCGUACACGAUGGUCAAAAGGUUGGUAUCGUUGGUAGAACUGGUGCUGGUAAAUCAUCGUUGACUUUGAGUUUAUUCAGAAUCCUGGAAUCUGCCGGUGGUAAGAUUUUGAUCGAUGGGAUCGAUAUUGCUACUCUCGGAUUACAUACUCUUCGUUCUAGACUUACUGUCAUUCCGCAGGAACCAAUUCUAUUUGCUGGCUCAUUACGAAUGAAUUUAGAUCCUUUUGGUGAUUAUUCCGAUGACGAGAUAUGGCGUGCGUUGGAGUUGGCUCAUCUAAAGUCGUAUGUUUUAAGUUUGAACGAUGCACUCAGAUACGAAAUCGCCGAAGGAGGUGAAAAUUUCAGCGUUGGCCAGAGACAGCUAAUUUGUUUGGCUAGGGCUGUAUUACGUAAGUCGAAGAUUUUAAUUCUGGAUGAAGCAACAGCUGCUGUUGAUUUAGAAACUGAUGAUUUAAUUCAAAACACGAUUCGAACCGAAUUUGUGGACUGUACUGUGUUGACGAUUGCUCAUCGAUUGAAUACUAUUAUGGAUUAUAAUAAAAUCAUUGUUCUCGAUAAAGGAAAUUUAGUGGAAUAUGACUCUCCGCAAAUUUUGUUGGAAAACAAGUCCUCAAUAUUCUAUGCAAUGGCUACCGAUGCUGGUUUAGUUUGAAGAUUUGGGGUAACUGAUGAAAAAACAAAUGUCGAUGAUUUUGUAAACUAAUAUUUUUGCAAAUGGAAAGCAAGAAGGAGGUGUUGAAUUUGGAUAUAUCUACAUGCGAUGAGAUGGUGAAAAUUUGAACUCGUGGUUGUGUUCUCUUCUUAUUUUAGGUACCUAUCAAUUUUUAUGAUUGAUUUAAGGUAGAUACCUACUUACCUAAUUUUAAUUAUCAAUUGUGAUAAUUUCCUAAUACUUGAAAAAUAAAUACUUUUUUAUGAA